AUGUCCGAUACUAAUGACGAGUUUGGAGACUUUGAAGCUACUCCCCCUCCUCCCCUUCCUCCUCUUACCUCCUCCUCUGAUAUCAUAGAUACAACUCAACAACACAAGCAAGAUAAUGAUGAUGAGUUUAACUUUGGUGACUUUACCACCACCAAUAAUGAUAACAACAAUAGUACAUUCAACUCCAUGUCAGUGAAUAAUGAUGAUGGUUUCUCUUCAUUUCAACAAACUACAUCACUAGACAGUACUCUACAACAACAACCACAUCAACAAGAUCUCUUUGAUUUUGAUGCUCCACAUCCUCCUCCUAUUCCAUCAUCCAGUUCAAACAACCUCAACAACAAAGACUCAGCCUUUGAUUUUGGUGACUUUGAAUCAACACCUCCUCUUCAAUCUACAAACAACAUUAUCAACGAUCAAAUAAGAUUCGAUACAUUUGAGACUUCAUCUCCUCCACUCAGAUCAUCUUUAUCACUAUUAGAUGAUUUGGACUUUGGUGAUAGCAGCAGUAUUAGUAACAACAACAAUACAAGUAGUUUCGGAACAUCUGAUGCUUUUACCUUUGAUAACAAACCAACUGCAACAACAACAACAACAGCAACAUCAACAACCACAGGAUCAGAAUCAUUUGGUGACUUUGAUUUUGACUAUUCAUCUAAAAUCACCUCCUCCUCUAAUCCUACGUCGGAUCCAUUCUAUGACCUCAAUAGUAAUAAUAAUAUUGAACAACAAGCCAAGCUAGCAACAGUGGAAUCAGAUUCAUUUGACUUUGGAGUAGAAGAACCUAGAAAGAUAACAGCAACACCACCAACAUCAUUUGCAAGUGAUGCCAAUAACACACAAGAUGAAUUUAGUUUUGAAGGAGAAACAAACAACAAAAAGGAAACUGAAGAUUUUUCAUUUGAUGGUUUUGGAUCAUCAAAGGAACAACAACAACAACAACAACAACAACAACAACAACAACAACCAUCGUUUGAUGAUUUUGGUGAUUUUGGUGAUGGAACAAAUGAUACAACAACAUCCAACAACAAUGACUUUGACUUUAAUAGUAAUAGUAAUAAUGAUAGUUUGACAGUAAAUAAGCAACUCGAUGAACAACCAUCGUUUGAAGAUUUUUCAAAUACUUCUUCCUCCUCUUUGACUCAACAACCACAAGAAGAAGAACCAAAAAUAGAAUUAGAGUCAUUUGAAGAAGAGAUCAAAUCAUCAUCAUCAACAUCACCACCACAAAAGGCAACUGAACAAUCAUCUUUAUCUGGAGAUCAUUUUGGUGACUUUGGAAGUUCUGAUAAUAUUAAAUUGGAGGAACCAACAACAACAACAAUAUCACAUUUUGAGGAACCAAAGCAACAAGAACAAGAACAACCAUCCUUUGAAGAAUUUAUUGAACAACCAACCAUAAACGAGCCAUCAUCAUCUUUGCCAAUUGUAGAUGAUAUUGAAAAGAAGGAAGAACAAUCAAAAUCAGAGUCAGAAUCAUUUACAUUUGAUGAUGAACCAAAACAAGAACCUCCUAAAAUUGAAGAUGAAUCAUCAUUUGAUGAUUUUGAAAAUACCAAUAAUAAUAAUAAUAUACAACAAGAUGAUAUACCAUCAUUAGAAGAAGAAUUACGUGGAUUCAAUCAACCAUCAAUAAUAACAGAUACCAUUAACAACAGCAGCAGCAGUAGUAGUAAUCAACAACCAACCGAAACCGCCGAGGUUAGCUUUGAUGAUUUUAUUAAUAAUAAUAAUAACAAAAAAGAAGAAGAAGAACAAGAAGAAAAGAAUAAUAAUAAUGUCAAUUUUAAUUUGGACAAUAAUCAAAAUAACGAUGUAAUACUACAACAAACAAAUAAUAAUAAUAAUAAUAAUGACUUUGAUUUUCAAGAAAGUAAUAAGAAUAAUAUAGAAGAAGAAGAGGAAGAAAAAAAUGUACAGGAUUCAUUUAAUUUUGAAGAAGAAAACAAAUUGUCAACACCACCUAUCAAUUCGGAUAGUUUCGAGGAUAGUCCAUUACCAGUUAGAAAAAUUAUUAAUUUUGAUUUAUCUUCUGGUAUUCAACAACAAUCACAACUACAAAAAGAUUCUUCUUCAUCUUCUUCUUCAACAAAAGAACAACCACAAAUUGAAGAGGAUGAUUCAUUUGAAAGUUUCUCGGAACCAAUCAAAUCAAGUUCUGAAAUUGACAUUAACCAAUUUAUAACAAAAAAGGAAGAAGAGGAAGAGCAAAAAGAAACAAAAGAUCAAAAGCAAGUAAAGGAUCAUGACUAUCAAGAGGAAGAUUUUGAAAAUGAUGAAGUCAAGAGUCGACCAUUGGAAUUGUCACUUGAUCCUCAACUUCGACACCUUUCUCACUCUCGACAGGCAUCAAGAGACUUUGUACCAACCAACAAUAGUAUAUUCCAAGAGGCAAUAGACGAGGAAGACAAUGACGACAAGAUGUUUAACAUUCCACCUCCAUCGUCAUCGGCUUCAAACAAGGACCAAGACCAAGACGAUGAUUUUGGUGACUUUGGUGAUUUCAAAGAUGAUUCUGGUGCUGCCACUGGCAAUGACCAAGACUUUGGUGAUUUUGGAGACUUUAACGAAAAUCAAUCAACAUUGAAAAGUGACAAUGGCGACGGUGAUGAUUUUGGUGACUUUGGAGAUUUUAGUGCAACAACAUCAAAUAAUAAUAAUAAUAACAAUUUUACAAAUGCAACCACUACUACAUCUACACCACUUUCAUUUUCCUCAUCGACAGCUUUCACCUCUUCUAAAGCAACUACUGUUGAAAGUGUCAAAGAUUCAAUCAACAAAAUACUAAACCAAAACAAAAAUUGUUUCAUUGUAUAUGAGAAAGAUUCAAUGGAAAUAGAAAAAGAAGAAAAAGUAAAAGAAAAUGAAAAAGAAAAGAAAACAACAACACUAGACACUAUAUUAAAAUCAUCGGAAAUGGAUCAAACCAUCUAUCAAAAAUCUGAUCAAUCAUCCUUCAACGCACCACCUUCACCAUUUGUAUUUAAAAAUUCUCAUAUUGAGAAACAAUUUAUUCAUUCAUUACAAUUAAAUGAACAAUCAAUGGAAUUGUUGAGAAAAAUAGAACAAGAAAGAAUUUCACAACCAUUGAAACCACUUACAAGUAUUUUGACAACAGGAACUCAAUCGACAGUUACUACAUUGGAUUUUAUGGAUUCUCCUGUUACUGGAAUGGACUCUACAGGUAGUAGCUCUACCAGUAAAAUGAUAAACAUUGGAACAACGGUGGAACCAUCGGCACUAUUGGGUGUUGACCCUGCUCCCAAACAAAGUAUUUUGCCAAAUUCAUUAAACGAUGUCAUGUCUCGUAUCCCAGACCUAACAUUUAUGUUAUCCAACAAACUAUCGAUUCCAGUCAAAGGUUCAAAACAUAACUCGAAAAUAACUACUGUUCCAUUAAAAUUAAAUUAA
This is a messenger RNA of Cavenderia fasciculata, 3411 nucleotides long. RefSeq lists its product as uncharacterized. The coding region runs from base 1 to 3411 and encodes 1136 amino acids. The record is from RefSeq and is a predicted model, not a curated record. Lineage: Eukaryota; Evosea; Eumycetozoa; Acytosteliales; Cavenderiaceae. The transcript has 2 exons.